GUUUCACUUUCCAGUCCAGAAAAUUCCCUUCAUCAGAGGAAGUGUGAGGUAUUUGUCCAAAGAGAGUAUUUAAGACGACCCUCAGCCUUCUAUCUUCACAGUUCUCCUGUCAGCACACAUUGCUUUGUCUGAGCAUAAAACCUCAUUAGCUGAACCUGCUUCUUUCUAUCAUCUUCACGGCAAGCAACAAACGAAUCAUGUCGAGCAUCCUCAAAGUGUUUCUGCUCCUGGCUGUCAUGGUCUUCAUCUCCAAAGCCCAGCUCAGUGACUCCGGACAGCAGUGUCUGUGUAGACGAGUCAGGAAGGGAAUCAGAAACCCAUCUGAAGUAAAGGACAUCCAGAUUUACCCAGCAACUGUCUUCUGUGACAAAGUGGAGAUUGUUGUAUCCACUAACAGCGGCCUUCGAUACUGCCUGAACCCCCAGCUGAAUGCUGUGAAACGACUCCUGGCUAACAUAUGGCCAAACAGAACAUCUCUUCCCCAGGCAGCACUCUGUAACCCUUUGGAUCCCUACAAAGCUCAGAUGAUGUGA
Molecule: messenger RNA, 533 nt
Organism: Labrus bergylta (ballan wrasse)
Lineage: Eukaryota; Metazoa; Chordata; Actinopteri; Labriformes; Labridae
Source: RefSeq, a predicted model, not a curated record